This is a messenger RNA of Sebastes umbrosus (honeycomb rockfish), 1440 nucleotides long. Its product is annotated as GTPase IMAP family member 7-like. The coding region runs from base 304 to 1386 and encodes 360 amino acids. Lineage: Eukaryota; Metazoa; Chordata; Actinopteri; Perciformes; Sebastidae. The record is from RefSeq and is a predicted model, not a curated record. The transcript is spliced from 2 exons. Gene Ontology annotation, molecular function: GTP binding.
UUGGUCGCUGUAUUAGUGAGGAACCGUUUGUUUUAAUACCGGGUUGUCUGCUAUGGUGGCCUUCACUGCAUGAUAACUUUAAUGUAUGGUGUUGUCAUCAUCUCAGGGUUUAUAGCGCCUCUCUGCUCCUCCAUGGACUGCAGCUGCUGCUCUGAUGAUGCUCUCUGCUGUUUGCUGCUAAAUCAAUGACGAUUAAAAGACAGAAAACAUCUCAAUCACAGCGGAAAUAUAAGGAAUCCCUAUCCUGGAUUUUCGGUCACUGAAAAAAAAAAAUUAAGGCUUUACUGUAUUUUCCCUGUUAGGAUGUCGUCAUCUGAAAAUGCUGAGUCACAUAAAGCCUGUGAAGCAUCGCCCCCUACAUCAGAGGCUAAACCCCUGAGGAUCGUCCUGUUGGGGAGGACAGGAACCGGCAGAAGCUCCUCAGGCAACACCAUCCUGGGCAGGUCCGCCUUCUGGGUCAACGUCUCCCCCUGUUCUGUCACCACACAGUGCACGAGACAGACCGGGACCGUAGACGGGCGGGGCAUCUCUGUGAUUGACACUCCGGGGUUCUUGCACACUCACCUGUCCCCCGAGGAGGUCAUGGCAGAGGUGGGACGGUGCGUUGUCCUGUCCUCCCCGGGACCCCACGCCUUCGUGGUGACCCUGCAGCCUGGCAGGUUCACCCAGGAGGAGAGGGACGCCUUGGAGUGGAUCAAGGCUUCGUUUGGACCUGAAGCCACCAGGUACACCCUGGUGUUGUUCACCUGGGGAGACCAGUUGCACGGCAAACGCAUCGAGGACUUCCUGGGAGAGAGCGACGAGCUGUCGGAAUUUGUCAGCAGCUGCCACGGAGGCUAUCACCUCUUUGAUAACAGUGAACAGGACAAGACAACGGAGUGCGAGUCACAACAGGUCGUACAGCUCCUGGAGAAGAUAGACAAGACUGUGGCGAACAACGGAGGCGGUUGCUAUAGCAACGACAUGUUCAAGAAGGCCGAGAGGGUCAUCAGGGAGGCGCAAGUGAGGAUUCUGGAAGAAAGAGGACACGAGGUGGAGUCCCCACAGAAGGCGGCUGAAGAGGAGCAGAGACCAGAGAGGGGGGAAGAGGAGGAGAGGAGGAGGAGGAGGGAGGAAGAGGAGGAGAGGAAAAGGGCGGAGAGGCUGUUCUGGUCCGAGCUGGUGACCGCGGUGGGGAAAGGUGCCGCGGAGGGGGCAGGGAUCAUGGGGAAAGACGAAGGGAAAGGGAAGGUCGUGAAGAAGGUGAAGGUGGUGGAGAGGGCGGCAGCUCUGGCAGCGUCGCCGUUCUCCAUCACCUCAGCUGCUAAAGCGGUGGGAGGAGCUGUGAGAGAAGGAGGCAAGGUGUUAUAUAAACACAGAAAGACGUUCCUGAAAACUCCUCGUUGAAUACAGCCAGUCAUACAUCUAGUGUAAAUCUCUGUUUAACAUCAGCACAAUGCA